This is a messenger RNA of Anopheles aquasalis, 6181 nucleotides long. RefSeq names its product back seat driver (gene bsd). Gene Ontology annotation, molecular function: protein kinase activity; ATP binding. The record is from RefSeq and is a predicted model, not a curated record. NCBI's taxonomy places the organism in Eukaryota, Metazoa, Arthropoda, Insecta, Diptera, Culicidae. Gene Ontology annotation, biological process: protein phosphorylation.
GGUUUGUCGCUCGUGCUGCGGUCGCGAAAAUAGUGAACCUUUUUCGUGAAAAACUCCGUGCAAAGUGCCAGCAAACGGUGCGUGCGUGCUUGCGAUGAAAUCUGUUCGGUGUGAUUACAGCACCAGCCAGAUUUAGUUUGAUCGAAAAAUAGGAGCCGCCUAAAAGUGUUUGAAAUGAGUGUUUGAAUCGCAUUUUCGUCUGCAUUUACGACGGACUCCGGUGGAGCGGAACACCGGACGAACUAAACGUGAAAGUGUAGCGGAUCGUGAAGAAAAUGGGCAAACGAAAUGCGGCCGCCGCCAUCGUGGACGCGGAUCGUUUGCAACAGUUCGAAACGCCGCCGAAGCGAGCGAAACAUGCUGCGUCGGUCACGGCCAUCGUCGCUGCUCCGGCUCCGGUUCCGGUUCAGGUGGCCACUCCCGUCGCUCAACCUGCACCUGUCGGCCCUACCAUCGCGGCCUCCAGCUACUCGCCGAACGUCAGCGCCAGCGAGUUUACGUUGAGCAAAGAGUUCGUCGACGGAACGUUGUUGAUGGACCUGGCGCUGAAGCAGUGGCGCAUCGGUAAACCGAUUGGCAAGGGCAGUUUCGGUGAGAUCUUCCUCGCCUCGGACGACAUCGAUCACCCCGUGACGAGCGACAACGCGGAGUACGUGGUCAAGAUCGAGCCCCACUCGAACGGGCCGCUGUUCGUCGAGAUUCACUGUCUGCUGAACACCGCCAAACGAUCCGAAACCUGCAUCAUUCCGCCUGGGAUGCCCGAAUAUAUCGCUUCCGGUUCACACAUGUUUAAGAACGAGCGGUACCGGUUUCUGAUUCUGAAGCGCUACAAGCGCGAUCUUCACUCGCUCAUCAAGAACAAGCGGGUCGACCCGAAGAGCAUUCCUGUGAUCGCCUGCCAGAUACUGGACGUGCUGGAGCAUCUGCACGACCAGGGCUACGUACAUUCGGACAUAAAGGCGGAAAACCUGAUGAUCGGUACGGUGGUCAACCGCAAGGUGACGUCCCCUGGCAAUGGACAGCCGCAGACGCCAAAAAAUGGCGGCUAUAAUCAUCACCACUCUCGUCAGAACGGAUAUACGAGUUCAGCCGGGGAUGGUGGCGCCAAAUCGAUCAACGGUGUGCCCCCGAUGUGCAAUGGAACGAUGGAAGGAGGAGGGAUAAUGGAAGAGGGCAUCGGACGUUCGCGUAAUCUACGACCGCUGAAAACGGUCACGUAUCGUGAUUUGAGCGACGAUGACGAUCGCACAGGUGGUGGUACAGCGGCAACCCGCGUAUCCCGGCGUGGUCGGCGCCGCAAGAAGGAUGAAGAUGCCGCCUUCACCUACACGAUCUCACCGCGCCGUGCAGCGGCAAACGGUUACUACGAGGAGCUCAAAGCGGCCACCGAGGAAGCGCACUGGAACGAACUGCACCAGCACAAGCAGCAGAACCGGGCGGCAGCGAAAGCGGCCGCAGCAGCUACGGCAGCCCUCCCGCCCGCCGAAGAUCGUAUCCAUCUGAUUGACUUUGGGUUGGCAUCGAAGUUUAUGGACUCGAGCGGUCAGCACCGUCCGUUCUGUAUGGAUCAGCGGCGAGCGCACGAUGGUACGCUCGAGUUUACGUCCCGUGAUGCGCACAUGGGUGCACACGUGCGCCGUAGCGAUCUCGAGUGUCUCGGCUACAAUCUCGUGUACUGGAGCCGCGGAUUUCUACCGUGGAAAGAUGAGAAGCUGCUCAACCAACCGGAGCAGGUGCACCGCAUGAAGGAGUACUUUAUGGCGGAUGUACGCGAAAUGCUACGGCUCGUGUACGGUGACGAUUGCCCGGCGUAUCUCGGUGAAUUCAUGGCCUAUGUCGGCCAGCUAACGUACGAUGCCCGACCCGACUACAACCACUGCCGGGCACUGUUCGUGAAGGAGCUACGGCGGCUGUCCGGUGGUUCGGUGGUCACGAUUCCGCUACGCUUAGACGUAGACGCGAUCGAGCGGCUGAGCGAACCGUUAACGCCGCAGGAUGAGGCGGAAGUGACGAACAAAAUUAAUCACGUUAAAUCGCUGAUGAAGCUGGGCGGUGCCUUGUUUCCUUAUCGCGAAAGUACGCUACACAGUAAGGCUACCUCGCCGAAGAAUCUGCGCUCGAAGCGUAGCGAUGUGGUGAGAAAUUCGUUGGCGAUCGGUGGUACACCUGGUUCCGCAGCACCAUUACAAUCGGGAACUGCGAGUUUAGUGAAUGGCGUUGGUGCCCCGGGUGGUGCGAUGACCCCGCACAUUCCCAAUACACGGAAACGUGACAAGAAGCACAGCUGUGAGGAAAUUUUUGCCACCGACGCCGAUCAAAUAGCGCGCGAGCGGGUCGAGAAGGAAUUCGAGCGAGCGGAACAGAUCGCCGAGGAGCAAGCGGUGGUGCGGUACACGGGCAAACCGACAUACGCCAUCCAGGAGCUGGAACGUAAGCUACGCAACGGUGGUCACAGUACCGGUGGUAGCGGGUGUACUGGUGCAACGGAUUACACGGAGAGCGAAGGGUACAUCAAGGGUUACACCAAACCCAUGAUGGACAUUCUGCGCAAGCGCCAGUCACAGCUGUUCCGCGAUCUCGAGGAGGAACGGCGAAAAUCGGGUGAUAAGGAGGAAGAGGUGAAUCAAGCGACGAAAGAGGAGGAGGAGGAGGAGGAAGAGGAUGACGAAGUGGAAGGCGAUCAUGAAAGUGAGGACGAGGAGGAGGAGGAAACGAACGCAGCCAAUGAGGAUGACGAUGAGGAGCAAGAAGACGAAGAGGAAGAGGAGGAGGAAGACGAAGCUUCUGAAGAAGAGGAGGACGGUUACGAGCAACCCGCGGCCGAAGUCGGUCGUACCAAUCACUACACGAAGGGAGGAUCGUUAUCAGCGCGGGGCAGUAGCAAAGGCAGCAAGAAGGAGGACACUGACAGUGACUUCAUCAACGAUGGUGGCUGUGAAGAGGAGGAGGAAGAGGAGGACGAGGCGGCACAGGACAGCGAGAAUGAGGAUGAAGUGGAAGAAGAGGAGGAAGAUUGCGGUGACGAUGACGACGACGAUGAGCAUGACAGUGACUUCAACGACCAAGAAAGUUCGCUCGAAAGUGAAGAAGAGGAGGAGGAAGUGCGAAUCUCGCGAAAGGGAGCCAAGAAACACGGUGCCCAGAGUAAGGGGAAAGUCAGUGCUGGUGUUGCGGUCGGUGGUGGACGCAGAUCACGCCAGGUGAUCGAAGUCCGUCCGCGAAAGCGUUCGAAGAGUAACGCCAGCAAAGCAUCGAAAGCAUCGAGCAACAGCAAUUUCCAUGACAACGGUAGUAGCAAGCCACGGAAGCGUUCGAACCGUCGGCACGAGGUGGAGCCAGAUGAUGAAGGGCAGGAAUCCACACGGCAGUUCGGUGGUAACCCUGCGCAACCCAAUCCUCAUCAUCACCUGAACAACAACAACAACAGCAAAGCUUACUACGAUGGUGAUGUCGAUGAUUCUUCACAUGACACAGCCCCGGCACCGUCUUCCCGUAGCUAUGCUGGAUCGAUCUCAUCGGACCGGAUGAGCAACCAGUACCACUUUGUGAAGCGCCGUAAAUCGGGUCUCCGGGAACGGAUACGGCCGACGGAUCGGGGUACCGACUAUCAGGACGAUCUGGCGCGCAAACGGAAGGCCGCGAUGCGUAACAAACGACGCCGCGAAUCGGCUGCCGCCCAGCUUGACGAAGCGUCUAUCGAGCGACGACGACAACGGGGCAAAAAGCAGCGCAAGGCGUCAACCCGUGACCGCGUCUCGGUCGGCGAUGAUGAAAGUUCACGCAGCAGCACUCACUCACUCGCAUCAUCGACAGCAUCAUCGUGUUCCGCCCUUUCCUCCUCCACGGGUUCCUCGUCGACGGCUUCCUCUUCGUCGGCAUCGACAAGCUCUUCCUCUCUCGGCUCUUGUGACUCGGUGACGCGCAAAAGACGGCGACGACGGGCACCAACUACCACCGAAAGCUCGCCCCGUGAGGAAACUCGAAGCAGUCGCCGUUCUUCCGUACGCCGGAAGGGACCAUCAUCGACGGUAUCCUCGAGCAACGGUUGGAACCGUUCGGCUACCAACUCACGCUCCUCCUCGGUUUCGGCCUCAAACGCCAGCCACCACUACAGUAGGCACUACUACGAGCCGGAGGUCGGUGAUCUGGCGAGAGCUACUCGGCUUGCCACUCUCCCCGAGGAUGAUGACUUCAUCGAGGACGAUGAUACGCGUGAUGUGGAUUACUCACCAAUUUGCACCCGUGGCAAGCGUAAAACGAAAAAUGCAGCCAGUGGCGGCGGUGCAGAUGGUCAUGGGACGAUGGUGUCUCGCAGAGGGACAACCAAUGGUAGCAGUAUUGCUGGGACUGGUGGAAACGUGCGGAAAAGAAAUGAUUCCAAAGUUGUUGUAUGUUGUCGUCCUUCCACAGCAGGUGGUGGUGGUGGACAUGGUAGAAGCACGACUGACCUAUUACUACCGUCAAACUCCGUUACGUCUUCCGCCUCGUCGAUGGUGGUGUCCACCUUGUGUCCGGCACCCACCAACCACCAUGUACGGAGUGCUACCUCACUCCAGCACGGCUACAGAGAAUCAUCACAAGCGACGAUCGGGCAGCCCGGUGCCGUACCACUCCACCAUCGUGCCCGCCGCUAUCAACACCAUCGGCAAUACCGACAGCAACAGUUGCUGCAGCACCAACAACAGCCGCAGCAUCAGUACUUCUAUGGCGGUGGAGUCCAUCAUCGGCAAGAGGCCGAGCAACCUCAGCGGCAAUCGACGAUGGUAGUACGCACGUAUAGUCGCGGGUAGCGCGGCGGGGUUCGCGUUUCAGUCGUGUAAAUGAUGUAAAUAUUUGAAUCCUCUUUCUCAUUAUCGAUCCACUGGAUCGUAUGUCGUUCAACUGUCUUGUGGACAUGUUAGGAAUGGUGCAUUCCGGUCAUUGUCUCUUCCGGAUUCCGGAGAAGGCAACAUGUCUCUUUUUUAACCUACAUCUUCUCCAUCGAUACAGCUGUUGGAUUCCCUGUUGUCCGUGGUUCGUGGUUGUAUAUGCUCAUUUCUAGCUCCAUUAUCUUCGAUAUCUGCUGAUCGAAGAAGCGGAAGAGGUGUGAACGUUGUGUCGGCUUACAGUGUGUAGUCAAGCUUGUGCGAGGAAGUUAGCUUAAUCCUCCCGGAAUGGUAUCUCGUUCCACGACACGGUGUAGGCAUCUGCCAGGAGAUCGAAAAACAAAAUCUCAUUUUUAUUGGUACCCUCGACGAUUAUUAGAAUUGCAGAUGAUAGUAAAUCGUACGGUAGCAGCAGGCAGAAAAGAAGAACGAAUGAUGUCCAGAGCAGGGCAUUAUCAAAGGGUCUCCAAACCGCUGUGGUAUGAGUUCAGUAUGAAUUCGAGGAAAUGUAUCAGCGUCCAGUGGAGAUGGUUGGCAUAGCUAAUAGCUGCUAUUGUACCCACCUGGUCGGUACGGAUUGAAGUUAUGAAAAAAAGGAUAAACAAACAUGAAAGAAAACUAUGAACUGUGGAUUGAAUGUUCGUGAUGGAGUUAGAAAAUUCUUUAAAAAAUCAUAAGAAAGCGAAAAAUCCUCCUAAGGCAGGAGAGAAAAAAGAUAAUGAGGAGCAAAACAAAAAUAGGAACAGAAAGCAAACGCAAAAAAACGGAGAAACGAAUAGCAUAAUAUGUGUUCCCGUCGAAUAAUAGUCGAAAACGGAGAGAAACAGAUCCCGUGUCCCAUGGGUAUGGGUACAUAAAAAAAAAGCAAACAAUAUGUGAAACACUAUCUGUAUUUGUAGCGGUAAAAUUCCUUCUACUAUUAAACUGAAGCUUACUGAAUGGACUGUAUGUACGUGUUUCUACACAGCGCGGUGCGUUCCGCGGUGGACAGUUCCUCCACUCGACGCGACGCUGUAGGCAUAGGCCUUGAAUCGCAGCAGAGGUAGCGUUAACAAAUAGCUAAAGGAUAGCACCGAGCCGAGCGUAUAGAAUAUACGAUUUGCCAGGUGGAUAAGAAAUCGAAACGAAGCAUAAAAUGGCAGACGGUUAGAAGAUAGCUGGAACUGGAACCGAGCAUCGCGUAUGAUAUGCUGCAAAUUCUACCUACAUACAAAACUCAUACAAUUACAUUCGAUUAGACCGGAGGCACCGCAUUAUCCUUGCUGAGAUGGAAAUGAAAUUAAAUAAUGGAAUAAAGAAAACUAUGUGGAAAAGCC